Messenger RNA from Pseudonaja textilis, 993 nucleotides. RefSeq lists its product as uncharacterized. The record is from RefSeq and is a predicted model, not a curated record. Gene Ontology annotation, biological process: regulation of DNA-templated transcription. NCBI's taxonomy places the organism in Eukaryota, Metazoa, Chordata, Lepidosauria, Squamata, Elapidae.
GAAGCCAGUAAUUCAGAGGUGCAAUACUGUGACUUCAGAAAAGUGCAGUUCCAAGAGGGGAGGAGUCCCCGAGAUGUUUGCAGUCAGCUUCACUGCCUUUGCCAUCAAUGGCUGCAGCCAGAAAGACACACCAAGGCUCAGAUGCUGGACCUGGUGCUCCUGGAGCAGUUCCUAGCUGUCCUUCCCCCAGAGAUGGAGAAAUGGGUGCGGGAGUGUGGAGCGGAGACCAGUUCCCAGGCGGUGGCCCUGGCUGAAGGCUUCUUGCUGACCCAGGAGUCUGAGAAGAUGCAAGAGUUGCAGAAAUCUUUGGAAGCUGUGACUGAGUAUCCCAAGGAGAGGAUAGAUUCAUUCAAACCUUCCCGAGACCUGCAGUUAAGGGAGAGCUUCCAGAAAGAUCAAAGUCAAGAUGUGAUGCCAGAUAAUAGAAAGCUGUCCUCAAUAUUUUUAGAAUCAUCUCUUUGUGUUGGAGCUGAAAGAGUGGCUGCAACUCUGCCACAGGAUGUUUUGUCCUUUAAGGAAGUGGCUGUGUAUUUCUCCGAGGAGGAGUGGUUGCAGCUGGAUGCUGACCAAAAAGCGCUGUAUGGAGAAGUCAUGCUAGAGACUUCCAGGAAUUUGGCUUUUCUAGGGAAGAUGAGUGCAAAAAGAAAGAGCUAUUCCGUCGAGUUCAAGAAAGGAAUAGUGGAGGAUUCUCUGGGCAGGAAUCUUACGGUUUUAUGCAAAGAGAAGAAGUUGGAUCUCCGAAUGGUCCGGAAAUGGCGAGCAGAGUACAAUAACCUCAGUCAACAGAUGGAUGAAGGAAAUGCUAAGAAGUGCAGGCUGCCCGGGUUCUUGGGCACCCGGCCCUUGAGCUCCUGGGGUGCUGAGAUCCUGGGACCUGGCCCUGCUUCUCACCUGGCUGUGCUUGUCUCCUUGAGGCUGCUGCUGCUGUGCUUGCCCUCCUUGCCUGGGCGGUUCUGUAGCCGUAAAUCUUUCCUGGUUCCUGUGGAGAUCUAA